Coregonus sp. 'balchen' is the source of this 6062-nucleotide messenger RNA. NCBI's taxonomy places the organism in Eukaryota, Metazoa, Chordata, Actinopteri, Salmoniformes, Salmonidae. The record is from the annotation of a GenBank genome assembly.
GGACUGCUUGAGAGUGGCAUAUGAUCCCUCAGUAUAGCAGAGCCAUGUUCAAAAGAGGGGGCAAUAUGACAGAGGCAACAGAGAAUCCUUUUGCCUCGCUGCAUUAUUCCAACGUUUACCUCACCAUACUGGCACUGUUCUGCUUCAAGCUCUUUAUUAAGAUAAGCCUCAACUGCCUCUCCUACUUUUACAUCAUCAAAGGAAACCGCAAGGAGGCGGCCAGGAUAUCUGCAGAGUUCUAUGAUUUUGGUCAAGGACACAGUGAGUACACACAUCUCUCUACUAUAUUGAUCCAUUGUCAAAAAAAGAAUAAUAUUGGAAUACUGAUUAUAUUCAAAUGAUUCUGCUAUUUAUAUUUGCCAUUGCCUUUUGCCUUGUAAACUGAAGAGUUCAUAUUUAGGAAGAGAUGAACUGACUGAAUGGAAGGGUCUCUUGUUUUAUGAUUAGGCUACACACUGAAUACUGAGAAUAAUGCAUAUACUCACUUUGUUGACCUUAACAUGAAAAGUACCUGAAACGUGACUGUGUAUACACAGUACAUACUGGUCAGUUUAAUUUCUACCCUGAUGUAUUAAUAGAACGGGACCACGCGGUGCCUCCCCACCCCCUUGCCCUAGUUUCCAUUCCUGACUGCCGUGUACUAUAGCUCUUAAAAACCCUUCUCCUUAUGUAAGGUUUUCAGCGGUUACAUUCGGCCACAUUUGGCUCCAUGUAACCUACAAUUCCGACACUGUGUUUUAACGUUUAGAAAAGUAAAUAAUCAUCACUUUCAAAACGGUUUAUGAAACAUAUGCUGAUAUGCCCUCCAUCUUUCAUAUAAGAGAGAAAUAAUCUUUCAAAUAAAAAAUAUACUUACUGUAGCAGUUUUGCACAGAUCCACAGAUCCAGUGCCUUCAGUUGACGAACUACACUUCCUCCCCAGUUACGCUUAAACAUAGGUGUUCGGAGCACGCUAGAUAGCUAAUUAGCACAGGUGGCCAUCUAUGUCUUCCGUCUGGCUUCCGCAAACAAGUGAUGUAACAUGGAGAUAUGGCCGUAUGGGAACACUAAGACAGAUCUGCAGACCAAAACAACACUUAAACUUUUCAGUGUCAGUGACAGACAGUGUGCCAACAUGCUUGGUCCAUGGAAAGGGAGCACCGAUGCAGCAAACAGCAACACAGAGUAAAAUAUUGUUGUGUGUUAUUAAAGGUCAGUGACGUAGCUAGAUGUAGUACACAGAACAUGUUUUGUUUCUGACUUACAGUGGCUUGGUCUUUGAUUACUACAUCAAGUAGGUUAUUUCAAGAGAACUUGAACCGAGUGUAGACAUAUUGGCUCAGUAUAUAUUCAUCCCACAAUUGGACUGCAUGGAACUUUAGUACUUUACCUGACACGUAGUGAAAUAGAAUAGAACAGUUUCAGCAGUGUCAUACAGUGCAUUCGGAAAGUAUUCAGACCCCUUGACUUUUUCCACAUUUUGUUACAUCACAGCCUAAUUGUAAAAUUGAUUAAAUAAAUAAAAAUCCUCAUCAAUCUACACACAAUACCCAUAAUGACAAAGUGAAAACUGUUUUCUUUUUUUUAAUGUUUGCUAAAUUAUAAAACAUAUAUAAAUAUCUUAUUUACAUAUUCAGACACUUUGCUAUGAGAAUUGAAAUUGAGCUCAGGUGCAUCCUGUUUCCAUCGAUCAUCCUUGAGAUGUUUCUACAACUUCAUUGGAGUUGAUUGGACAUGAUUUGGAAAGGCACACACCUGUCUAUAUAAGGUCCCACAGUUGACAGUGCAUGUCAGAGCAAAAACCAAGCCAUGAGGUCAAAGGAAUUCGUCCGUAGAGCGCCGAGACAGGAUUGUGUCGAGGCACAGAUCUGGGGAAGGUUACCAAAAAAUGUCUGCAGUAUUGAAGGUCCCCAAGAACACAGUGGCCUCCAUCAUACUUAAAUGGAAGAAGUUUAGAACCACCAAGACUCUUCCUAGAGCUGGCCGCCUGGCCAAACUGAGCAAUCGGGGGAGAAGGACCUUGGUCAGAGAAGUGACCAAGAACCCGAUGGUCACUCUGACAGAGCUCAAGAGUUCCUCUGUGGAGAUGGGAGAACCUUCCAGAAGGACAACCAUCUCUGCAGCACUCCACCAAUCAGGCCUUUAUGGUAGAAUGGCCAGAUGGAAGCCACUCCUCAGUAAAAGGCACGACAGUCCGCUUGGAGUUUGCCAAAAGGCUGAAUGAAACCAAGAUUAAACUAUUUGUCUUGAAUGCCAAGCGUCACGUCUGGAGGAAACCUGGCACCAUCCCUACGGUGAAGCAUGGUGGUGGCAGCGUCAUACUGUGGGGAUGGUUUUCAGCGGUAGGGACUGGGAGACUAGUCAGGAUCGAGGGGAAAGAUGAACGGAGCAAAGUACAGAAGACUUGAGGCUGUAAUCACUGCCAAUGGUGCUUCAACAAAGUACUGAGUAAAGGGUGUGAAUACAUAUGUAAAUGUCAUAUUUCAUUUUUUUUGUUUUUAAUAAAUGUGCAAACAUUUCUACAAACCUAUUUUUGCUUUGUCAUUAUUUGGUAUUGUGUGUAGAUUGAUGAGGAAACAAAAGUUAAGGGGUCUGAAUACUUUCCGAAUGCACUGUAGAUCAGUGAUAUGGAGGGAGGUAACAAUGAUGACGCAGUCUGGAAUGCAUCUGGCGUUAUUCUCGAUAUUGACCCAGGUGUGUGUGUGCCCUGUGAAAUUGAAUCAUUCAUCAAAUCUUUAAGACUGUGACUUGUUAUGAGUGACAUAAGCAUUUGUGUUUGCUGCAGGGUCCUGGGCAGACCGCUCACCCUUACAUGAUGCUGCAUGCCAAGGUCGUCUCUUCGCCCUGAGGAAUCUCAUUUUACAGGUGAGCCAAAGGUAAUCCAAUUCAAUUCAGUGUGUGCAUCCACUGCUUACCUUCUGAAAUGUACUAUGGUCAUGUUCUGCUGCUCCCACAGGGCCACAAUGUAAAUGUUAUCACUAUAGACAAUGUGAGUCCUCUCCACGAGGCCUGCUUUGGAGACCAUGUAGCAUGUGCCAGAGCUCUGAUCGCUGCAGGUGCCAAUGUGAGUCACUGGGGAAUAUACAGUAAUAAUCAAGAAUACUUUAUUUGUUCUUUUUUUAUGAAACAAUCAUUAUUAGUAAAUAAUGAAUUAAGAAUUAUGUCAAUAAGGCUUAUGAAAAUACGUAUUGUUCUCUGUCAUUUGUUAUUUUUCCUCUGCCCCAAAAUGGUGCUAUGUUAUUCAGCUGAGUGGUCAGAAUUAACAUGAGACUGUGCAGGUGAACGUCACCACCAUUGACGGGGUGACUCCCCUGUUCAACGCGUGCUCAGUGGGCAGUGUAUCAUGUGCAGAGGUCCUCCUGGAGAACGGGGCCAAACCCGAGGCUCUGGUAUUUCAGCCCUCGCCCAUUCACGAAGCCAGCAGUAAAGGUAUGCUCAGUACCCUUAUCACUCCAACAUCCUUAUCUUAAUUCAUAUAGUACAAACUUUGAAGUAUACUUCACUGACCUUUUGGGCUGUAUUCCAACUUGGGAUUGAGGCAAAUACAUCAAACUUAAAAAUCUGAAUCAAAAUGUCACCAAUCAGCGUACAGUAUUUGACGUAACAGUGCAAGUUUGAGAGGAUAUUGCUUAGAGGAUAUUACGGGUACAAUAAUUAUCCGUAAUUAUUAAUUGGAAAGCUGAUUGUUAUGACUUCCAUGUAUGUGCCCACCUUGGGCAGGCAACAGUGAGUGUGUGGAGACUCUAGUCAGAUGGGGAGCAGAUGUGGACUUUGACAUUCCUCACCUGGGAACGCCCCUCUACACCGCUUGUGUCUCUCGGGAGAUAGAGUGUGUCCGGAGGCUGCUGAGGGAAGGUGAGGCACUUGCACCUCUUCUCUGCCAAAGCACCUUAGUAUGAUGAGAGGAGGAGUGAAAACUAGUGGUAAGAUUAUUACUGUCUCCCAAAGUGGUGAAAUGUAAAUGUAUAACACUCUCACUAUGCAGCAGUAGCUUGGCCUUGGUGGGAUAGCUCAGAGCAUCUGCUCUUUUCUACACCACUAAUAUGUUGCACCCCCCUAAAUACAUCAUGUUAUACCAGCGAUAGAGUACUUAAUUCCUGUAACUGAAUGACCAAGGACUAUUAAAUCCAUAGUAGCUUACCUUGGUUUCCCUCCACACAGGAGCAAAUGUACAGAAAGGUAUAUAUAUGGACUCUCCCUUACACGCUGCCGCUGAAAAGGACUGCACAGCCAUUGUUAAGCUGCUGUUGGACUUUGGGGCGGAUAUCAACGCCAGGAACAUGGAGUUCCAGAGGCCUGUGGAGGCUGCUCCCCCCAGCAGCCUGACAGAAGGGUUCCUUCUGGUCUAUGAGGGUAAGUUCUAUAGGUUUAUUCAGAGUCAUCUUUCGUGAAUUCCUAUAGCCAAAGUCUCGUAGUGUUUUUGCUUCAUAACCCAAGUCCAACUAGCUUUCCAUUAUAUUUUGUCUGGAAUAGAAUACAAUGGAAUAAUGCAAUGGAACGUAAUGUAAAGUAAAAGUAACAUAUAUUUUGGGUGCAUAGCAUGAUAUGUUUUUUAUUUUUUUCAGCCACGCCCCAGCCAUUGAGUCAGCUGUGUCGACAGCGCAUACGUGACUGUGUGGGCCGCGACAGGUUUCACCUCAUCAACCAUCUACCCCUGCCCAACCCCCUCAAGAACUACCUCCAGUACAGAUGAUAAGCAGAGAACAUCACAAUGUCAUAGGCUGUGGUGGUGGCAUCUUCCUUGUGUCAAUCAUUCAUGGGAACUCAACAGCCUGCAAUGAUUGAAGGAGCACUUUUGACACAACUGGCACCUUAAGCAAUGAAAUGCAUACUUGAUUUAGCUUAUACUUGAUUUUAGUAUGGUUCACAAGAUCAACUGCUCAAAUUUGGGAUUGGAGCAAUGACCAACAACCAUGGUUUGCUAUGAACAUUUUCAAGGGAGAGAUUCAUAUAAAUCCAGAGCUGGAUUGUUAAACGCACUUAGAAAAUGAGUGCAUCUUUUCAAUAUUUAGUCAAUAAAAAUGGCUGGCACGUAUGCUCAUACAAUAGCACCAUUUAAAGUGCAUGCGUUUUAUAGACAAAUUGACUUAAUUUUGAUUAUUAUAUUAUAAUGGUAUUCACCUUUUUCUGUGAUUUACAUUAGACGUGCAUCUAAAAAACUUGAAAUUCACCUAAAUACUUACCAUUAUGGAGAACAAUUCAUUCAUGCAUUCAUAUACUCCAAAAUAUAGAUAUACAUUUGCUUGCUUGAUGUGUUUUAUUAUAUGCGAUAUCAUUGUCUGAGCUGCGAGCUAUUAUCGUAUUAAAACGCUUUGAAUUUAUGGUUUAGUUUGCAUUAUGCAAGUCUUUCAAAAGCAAGCUGCUUUCAGUGUGUGGCAACAUUUUCUAUUUCCAGUGGGUUGCAACAAUGUACCUUCCCGCAAAAACAUUCACUUUCCCCGGAGAAAGAAGAAGUAGGGCCGUUGCCAUGGAACUGUUGAUCAACAUCUUGAAUGUGUCAUAUCAUAUGGGCUAGUAAGCUAGUUAACUUAGCUAGCUCAUUUACCAAAAUGUGUCUACAAGACACAGUAUUAUAUAGUAACAACUUUAGCUAAAUACUGAACAGGAAAAGCAACAGCAACAGUGGCUGGUUCAUAAACGCUAGCUACAGCUGAUUGGCUAGCUAACAAUGCUUAUGCACAGCCUGCCAAAAAGACAGGAUUGCCACGAGAAGUUCUGAAGUGGCUAAAAAGCCUGGAUUUGUCAUUUUUUCCAAAGAAUGCGCAAGUGAGUGUACAUUUAUUAGCAAACUGCAAAGUAUUGCUCACUGAAAUAACCUAACAGUCAGUUUAUAGACUAUCUAUCCAAAGAAUCACAUUUUCCCUUCUCCAGGGAUUUCUCCAAUGGCUACCUUGUGGCAGAAACGUUCUCCUGGUAUUAUCAUGAAGACUUCCCCAUGCACUCCUACUACAAUGGGACAUCACUUCCAACCAAACAGGGCAACUGGGCACAAAUAGAGAGGGUAAUGCAUGGAGGGCAUGGCCAGUAACAAAAUGAUAGGUGUAUGAGUACAAAUAAACUGGUGGGUAUAAUCCUAUGUGCAC